Molecule: messenger RNA, 1506 nt
Organism: Zeugodacus cucurbitae (melon fly)
Lineage: Eukaryota; Metazoa; Arthropoda; Insecta; Diptera; Tephritidae
Exons: 5
Coding region: 730-1089 (119 amino acids)
Source: RefSeq, a predicted model, not a curated record
ACGUUGACCGAAGUGAACGUAAUUUUUUUCUUGAAACAUUUAUGUGUUGAACACAUAGAAGAGGACAAGCGACGAGCGACAUCUGUCAAAUAUUAAAAUACACGCGUUCUUAUAGGCACAGAUUUUUUGACAACAGCACGACUACGCGACAACAAGCUUGUAGUUGUCGUUGUCGCCAAAUUAGAAAUGUUUCUAAUUUUGCCGACGACAAUGGCCGCUGUAGAGCUGCCGUAGAGUGAAAUGUAAAAUUAUUCAAAGUUCUCACAAGUAUGACGUUAUUUUGCCAGCAGAAACGUAAAAUAGCUUUGAUAUAUCAUUUAUAAUAAGAAUCGAUUAUUUAAAAUAAAUAAAUCGACCAUUUUUACAUUUUUUGCGUAAAUAAUUUCACUUUAAACUAAAUAUGUAAAUUUUAUUGAAGUGAAAGAUGUUAGUACGGCAACAAUGAAAUUGCUGUUUCAUAUGUCGCUGCUCAAGAUGCUGUUUCAAGACGCUGGCUUCAAAGCGACAUUUGUGAUCAGCCGUCGCUACGUCGUGUCGUGUCGUCGUCUUUGUGUUCAGCACUUUAUGCGAACAAAAAAUGGAAACAUUUCUUAAAAAAGCGAUUUUGUUGGUUUGCGUUGUGUGUGUAAUCACGAGAGCGAGUGGUGAAAAUAUAUCGUGUAGGACCCCAAGUGGCUAUGGGGCAACUGCAUUUUACUAUCUGAUUGUCAAACUGGAAGGGAACUCGCGAUGAACAAUCCUACAACACAAGAACAAAUUACAUAUCUAUGUAAGAGCCUCUGCGGACCGUCCAGCGUAAAUCCCUUUGUAAGUAUGCUGUCCAGUGCAGAACUCACCACCACGGAGACCAGUUGCCCCGUUGCCAGAAAUCGAGAGUUCCUGUCUUACACCAGGAGGCGAAUCUGCAAAAUGUGUGCUCCUAAAACAAUGCAAUUUGGGAUAUUGUUAGAAAAGAACGCAAGACCAAGUUGGAGAUUUCAUACCUUCAGGAAAGUCAAUGUGGAAAUGAUGAAGGGGAAAAUAUGGUCUGUUGCGCAAGCACUGAGUAGACGACACAUACAGUGCCAACAUGUAGCUGAUGUGAGGUAGCUUUUGAGAAAGUCCAUCAUUGUAUUUAUGUGUACAUAUGUAUAUAAGAAAAUAUAAGAAAGCUUAUCAAGCUGGUCACACUUUAUAUUUUAUUAACACCUAUGGAAUUUACUACUAAAAAGAAAAUACUAUAUUCAGAAAACAUACCAACUUCUUCUUUAUUGAUUCUAUAAGUUCUAUCUGUAGCACCGCUUAUAUGUAGGUAUGAAAUCGCAUCUUAAUUCUUGCAAUUUAUUUAUAAUGAAAAAAACCAUUAAAAUUUGGGAGUAAAUAUGUUUAUAUGGAGAUGUUUCGAUACUGGUGGGGAAAUUUACCUGCAAUAUACAUAUGUAUUAAGUAUUGUGAGACGGCUACAAGGAGUAGUAAGAAGGAUCAUACUCAAGUACUCCACCUAUUCGUCUAAGGUAGGGUUUUAGA